AUGGCUCCUCGGGAGAAGUACUGGCGCAAGCUGUCGGGGGACAAGCUCCUCAAGCUCAUUGUUGCCGUCUCGGCCAUGGCGAUUGCCUACGAGGGUAUGAGCCAAGGCGUGAUGGGAGCUGUCAACGUGGCCCCAGAGUAUGGGAGACGCAUGGGCUUCGCCGAUGAAGAUGGCAAUGUCAUCAAACCCUCCCUGCAAGGCGGCAUCGUCUCGACCUACUACGCCGGAUCCCUCUUCGGUGCCUUCUGGGCCGGUGCCUUCUCCGAUCGCUACGGCCGCGUCAAGGCGUCUGCCAUCAACCUGGCGCACAUGCUGGUCGCGCGCGUCUGCGCUGGUAUUGGCGUCGCCUUCAUCAUCGUCAUCGCCCCCGCGUGGACUGCCGAGCUCUCGCCCGCUGCGGAGCGCGGCAAGAUGAUUGCGCUCACCUUCCUGGCCAACUUUGGCGGUAUCACUCUGUCGGCAUGGAUAGGCUUCGCGACCUCGUUCGCCGAGAAGCUGGGUGGCGGUGCCUUUCGCUGGCGCUUCUGUUUCGCCUCGCAGGCUCUGCCUCUGCUCUUCCUGCUGGCCGGGACCAUCCUCAUCCCCGAGUCACCCCGUUGGCUCGUCAAGGUCGGGCGACGCGAGGAGGCCUUUGACAUCAUCUGCAAGAUUCGUGGUAACGACGACCCGAACAACCCGCUGGUGCAGAGGGAGUAUAACGAGAUCAUCACCGUCAUCGAGAUGGAAAAGGAGACACCAAGCACAAAUUACCUCAAGAUGUUCUUCGGCAUCGGCUCUGGCGAGAUCCACGUGGGCCGCCGCAUCCAGCUUGCCUUUUGGCUGCAGGUCCUCAUGCAGUACGGCACGGGCAUCGCCGCCGUCGUCAUCUACUCUGGCACCAUCUUCCGCACCGCGGGUUUCGACGACGAGAAGUCUAACUGGCUCUCGGCGCUCAACAUGAUGGUGGGCAUCCUGGGAACCGCCAUUGCGGCCUUCACCAUCGACCGGGUGGGACGCCGGCGGACACUGUACUGGGGCGCCAUCACCCUGGGCAUCAUCCUCUUCGCCAUCGGGGGCCUCAAUCGCGGCGCCAUCGACCACCCAGAGCACCGUGAGAAGUACGGCACCGCGGCGGCGGCCAUGGUCUUCCUCUACGUGCUCGUCUUCAGCUCCAGCUGGCUCAUGAUCCCCUUCAUCUACCCGACCGAAAUCUUCCCGACCUGGCUUCGCGCCAAGGGUAACGCAUUUGGCGUGGCCGGGUGGGCGAUUGGCUUUGGCGGCGGCUCGCUGCUCGUGCCCAUCAUGUUCAGCGGGAUCGGGGAGAAGACGUUCUACGUCUUUGGCGCGGCCAUGUUCUUCUACAUCCCCGUCGUGUACUGCUUCCUGCCGGAGACGGCGGGCCGGACCCUCGAGGCCAUGGACUUUCUCUUUGCCUCGGACAGCUGGUUCACCUGGGAGGAGGAGAAGGUGUACCGUCAGAAGAUGGAGGAGCUCGAGACGCGCCUGCAGUCGCGCAAGGUGGACGAGAAGGAUAUGGUGAUGACGGGGAUAAAGAUCGCGAUAUCAAGAUCUGAGUGA
Molecule: messenger RNA, 1557 nt
Organism: Emericellopsis atlantica
Lineage: Eukaryota; Fungi; Ascomycota; Sordariomycetes; Hypocreales; Bionectriaceae
Product: general substrate transporter
Exons: 4
Coding region: 1-1557 (518 amino acids)
Biological process (GO): carbohydrate transport; transmembrane transport
Cellular component (GO): membrane
Molecular function (GO): carbohydrate:proton symporter activity
Source: RefSeq, a predicted model, not a curated record